Messenger RNA from Suillus subaureus, 858 nucleotides. RefSeq names its product exosome complex exonuclease rrp4. Gene Ontology annotation, molecular function: RNA binding. The record is from RefSeq and is a predicted model, not a curated record. Gene Ontology annotation, cellular component: cytoplasmic exosome (RNase complex); nuclear exosome (RNase complex). Gene Ontology annotation, biological process: nuclear polyadenylation-dependent rRNA catabolic process; U4 snRNA 3'-end processing; poly(A)-dependent snoRNA 3'-end processing. The transcript has 7 exons. Bases 1 to 858 code for a protein of 285 amino acids. Lineage: Eukaryota; Fungi; Basidiomycota; Agaricomycetes; Boletales; Suillaceae.
AUGGAUGUGGAUGACGACGAUUUUUCAGGCUCUGAGCCGAGGCUGACUUGUCCAGGGGAGACCAUCACAUCUUCCCAAGCAUUCAUGCGUGGGCACGGAACAUAUGUUGACAAAGAGGAUGUCAUUGCUUCCGUUGUGGGGACCGUAGAGCGGGUGAACAAGCUUGUGACCGUUCGUGCGAUUCGUACCAGAUACAAUCCAGAGGUGGGAGAUCUUGUCGUUGGGCGCAUAACAGAGGUUCAACCUCGAAGAUGGAAAGUAGAUGCCAAUUCGCGCCAGGAUGCCGUUUUGAUGCUUUCGUCAGUGAAUCUACCCGGAGGGGUACAACGUCGGAAAUUGGAGAGUGAUGAACUCCAAAUGCGAAAUUUCUUCGAGGAAGGGGAUCUCCUUGUUGCGGAAGUACAAGCAUUUUUUUCAGAUGGCGCCAUGUCGUUACACACGCGGUCUUUGAAGUACGGCAAGCUGCGGAACGGCCAACUCGUAACAGUACCCCCGAUAUUGGUUCGGCGAUUAAAGUCCCAUUUUAUAUCUUUGCCGUGCGGUGUCGACCUUAUCCUAGGAUUAAACGGCUACAUAUGGGUUAGCAAACAAGUGAAGGACAGUGACCAAGGGGAAGAGGGUUUUGAUGCUGAAGCGGUGUAUUCGAACCAAAACGAUGACAUUGACAAUGCUACUCGCGCUGCAAUCUCACGCGUCAGUAACAUCAUCCGUGUCUUUGCGGACCAUUUCGUUCCUUUGACAGAUACACUUUUACUGGAAGCCUACGAGUGGGUCAUCGAACAAGAAGGGGAUGCCAAACAUUUGUUAUUGGGUGAUACAGGCGAUGCGCUUGUUGCUGCGAUGAGUCUUAGAGGUUGA